CCACAGCAUCCGAUGGAAAAAAAUCUGCAUUUAGUAACAUAAAUAGAGGCUGUUUUAUCUCAUACCCCGUCAAGGUGAGCCUGUUGUAUAAAGACUCAUCUCCCUUAGCCCCAGUCUCUGUGUCAAGCGCUGUGAGAAUGAAGUUCCUGGCCCUGCUUUUCCUGCUGUCGGUGGGCGCAGCCAGCGCCGAGGUCUCGUCCCGGGCUGUGUGGCUGUUCCGGGAGUUGAUCAAGUGCACCCUGCCCAAGAGCCACCCGCUGCUGGACUUCAAUGGCUACGGCUGCUACUGUGGCCUGGGGGGCAGCGGCACGCCUGUGGACGAGCUCGACAGGUGCUGCCAAGUACAUGAUGCGUGCUACUCACAGGCACAGAAACUAAAAUCCUGCAGAUUCCUCCUGGACAACCCCUACACUAAGUUUUACCGCUACAGCUGUUCUGAUGGGGAGAUCACAUGUAGCAGCAAGAACAAGGAGUGCGCCAUGUUUAUCUGCAACUGCGACCGCGCCGCCGCCGAGUGCUUCGCCAAGGCGCCCUACAACCCCGAGCACAAGGACCUGGACACCGACAAACACUGCAAAUAAUCGCCCUCUUGUGCAUCAGGACGGCUGCAGGACCAAUAAACAAAUAAAUAACCUAAA
Messenger RNA from Oenanthe melanoleuca, 638 nucleotides. It is a transcript of the gene PLA2G1B, whose product is annotated as phospholipase A2 group IB. The record is from RefSeq and is a predicted model, not a curated record. Bases 138 to 581 code for a protein of 147 amino acids. Gene Ontology annotation, biological process: fatty acid biosynthetic process; positive regulation of fibroblast proliferation; phospholipid metabolic process. Gene Ontology annotation, molecular function: phospholipid binding; calcium ion binding; signaling receptor binding. NCBI's taxonomy places the organism in Eukaryota, Metazoa, Chordata, Aves, Passeriformes, Muscicapidae. The transcript is spliced from 4 exons.